Chrysemys picta bellii (western painted turtle) is the source of this 5467-nucleotide messenger RNA. NCBI's taxonomy places the organism in Eukaryota, Metazoa, Chordata, Testudines, Emydidae. The record is from RefSeq and is a predicted model, not a curated record.
ACUGGAUUGCGGCGGCGGGCGUCUUUUCCCGUUUGCGCAUGCGCGGGUUUCAUGUCGUCGCCGGUGCCGCCAUUUUGUGUGUGGCCUCUGGUGCCUGCGCUGAGGGAGAUGUUACGGGGAAGCGACGAGAGGAGGCCGGCAGCGCGGGAGGAGGAGGCCUCUGCCUCCUAUUCUGGCCGCUGUUCGUCCUCGUCCGGGACGGAGCACCUGCCCCGUUACCACUUCGGGCUGCUGCAAACCCCGCUGAGUACGGCGGGCAGCGCCGGCGGCCCCCAGCGAGAGGCAGACUCCCUCGGCAGGGUCGUCCCCCCGGGGCCGGGGCCGCAGCUGUUCUCUGCGGCAGCAGGAGAUUCAUACUUUGGGGACAAGAGUUCGUAUGCAGAAAAUGUUAGCACAAUGAAUUUUACAAGCUCUUCUUCUGCAAGAGGUCUAAAUAGUGCCUGGAUAGGAAAAACACCCCUCUCUUCUAGUAGAUCAGGUUGUAGAAGCAGGACUCCUCUCAUGGGAUAUUCAGCUGGCUAACGCCCUCCAUCUCAGUGAUGACUUCAGUUCAGAGCUGGUGUAAGGAUUUACUAUGUGAAGUGCUUUGGGAUCCUUCAGAAUGAAAUAUACUAUAUCUGUAAAUUACAUCCUCAUCUGCUGUCUCUGCUCAUUUGGUUGCAUCCGUUAUUGUAGCUGUAGUAGAAGGGAGAGGACUUGCCAGAGGUGAAGUAGGAAUGGCUAGUAUUGACUUAAAAAACCCUGAAGUGGUAUUAUCCCAAUUUGCGGACAAUACAACCUAUGCUAAGGUUAUCACAAAACUCAAGAUUUUAACACCAUUAGAAAUAAUAAUGUCAAAUACUGCUUGUGAUACAGGGAAUACAACAAAAUUGUUCAGUUUGAUAACAGACAAUUUCAAGAACGUGACUUUUACUACUGUCCAAAGAAAAUACUUCAAUGAAACAAAGGGCUUGGAAUAUAUAGAACAGUUGUGUACAUCUGAAUUCAGCACUGUCCUAAUGGAGGUUCAGUCCAAGUAUUACUGUCUAGCAGCUGUUGCAGCUUUGCUAAAAUAUGUUGAAUUUAUUCAAAAUUCAGUUUAUGCUCCUAAGUCACUCAAGGUUCGUUUCCAGGGAAGUGAGCAAACUGCUAUGAUAGAUUCAUCAUCAGCCCAAAAUCUUGAAUUGUUAACUAACAAUAGAGAUUCUCGGAAUGGUCACACUCUUUUUGGCGUUCUAAAUUAUACUAAAACUCCAGGUGGAAGCCGAAGACUUAGGUCUAAUAUCCUGGAGCCUCUGGUUGAUGCUGAAACAAUUAACACAAGAUUGGAUUGUAUUCAGGAACUUCUCCAGGAUGAGGAGCUCUUUUUUAGUCUUCAGGCAGUGAUUUCAAGAUUCCUGGAUACUGAACAACUUCUUUCAAUUUUAGUACAAAUUCCAAAGCAAGAUACAGUUAACGCUGCUGAAUCAAAAAUAACUAAUUUAAUCUAUCUGAAGCAUACUCUGGAACUUGUGGAUCCUCUAAAGGCUGCUUUGAAAAGCUGCAAGACACAUCUGUUAAAGGCAUAUUACAGUUCUCUGGAAGACAAAAGGUUUGGAAUCAUACUUGAAAAGAUUAAAACUGUCAUUAAUGAUGAUACAAGAUACACAAAAGGAUGCCUGAAUAUGAGGACCCAGAAGUGCUACGCAGUCAGGCCAAACAUCAAUGAAUUCCUUGAUAUAGCUCGUAGAACAUACACAGAGAUUGUAGAUGACAUAGCAGGAAUGAUAACACAGCUUGGAGAAAAAUACAACCUACCUUUGAAGAUGAGUUUCAGCUCUGCUCGUGGAUUUUUUAUCCAAAUGAAUGCAGAAUGUGCAGCAUUACCUAAUGGUCAGCUUCCUUCAGAAUUUACAAAGAUCACUAAAAUGAAAAAUGCGUAUAGCUUUACUUCAGCAGACUUAAUUAAAAUGAAUGAAAGAUGCCAGGAGUCUUUGAGAGAAAUUUAUCACAUGACCUACUUGAUAGUGUGUAAACUAUUGAGUGAAAUCUAUGAACAUAUCCAUUGCCUAUACAAACUCUCUGACACUGUGUCAAUGUUGGAUAUGUUGCUGUCAUUUGCCCAUGCCUGCACUCUUUCUGACUAUGUUCGUCCAGAAUUUACUGAUACAUUAGCAAUCAAGCAGGGAUGGCAUCCCAUUCUUGAAAAGAUAUCUGUGGAAAAACCUGUUUCUAAUAACACGUAUAUCACAGAAGGCAGCAAUUUUAUCAUUAUUACAGGACCAAAUAUGAGUGGAAAAUCAACUUACCUGAAACAGAUUGCUCUCUGUCAAAUUAUGGCACAGAUUGGUUCUUAUGUCCCAGCAGAAUAUUCUUCUUUUAGAAUUGCUGAGCAGAUUUUCACUAGAAUUGGUAUGGAUGAUGACAUAGAAACAAAUUCAUCAACAUUCAUGAAGGAAAUGAAAGAGAUAACAUAUAUCAUGCAAAAUGCUAAUGACAAAUCACUCAUCAUAAUUGACGAACUUGGCAGAGGUACCAGUACUGAAGAAGGUAUUGGCAUUUGUUAUUCAGUGUGUGAAUAUCUACUGAGUUUGAAGGCAUUUACUCUAUUUGCUACACAUUUCCUGGAACUGUGUCACAUAGAUGCUUUAUAUCCCAAUGUGGAAAACAACCAUUUUGAAGUGCAACAUGUGAAAAACAGUGCUGGAAAUAAGGAAAAAAUUACUUAUACUUACAUACUUUCGAAAGGACACACAGAGGAAAAAAACUAUGGAUUAAAAGCUGCAGAAGUUUCUUCUCUACCACCAUCAAUAAUUUUGGAUGCAAAGGAGAUCACAACUCAUAUUGCUAGACAAAUUUUGCAAAAGCAAAGAGCCACUCCUGAGACAUUAAGACAAAGGGCUGUAUACCAUCUAGCAACAAGGCUGGUUCAGACUGCAAGGAACUCUCGAUUGGAUCCAGACAGUUUGCGAAUAUUCUUGAAAGGCCUGAAAAAAAAGUAUGAAGCUGAUUGUCCUGUGUCUGGACAAGCACAAACUGAAGAUGGACAGUAAUUUAUAGCUUACACCGAUGCAUUAAUUUAGUUGGUGGGGGCCAGAAUAUUUAUUUUCUGUAUCACUGACAUUUAUUGUUUUUUAUUUUUUUAAAUCUUUGAUUCUCAUCAUAAAUUAUAUUCACUACUGAAGCACCACAUUCCCUAUAUGUGGGUAUAAAUAGUUAUUCCUCUGAAGAAUUUUUUUGGAGCAAAUUUUAAACAGAAGCAUUUAUUUUGUAUAAAUAAUAUAACUAUGAAACAAUUUUUUUCCAUAUGACUCUUGAUAUGUCAGUGAUGGCCAAAAGUCCCUAUAUGCUUUCUUCUGAAGAGAUUGAGGGCAGGUGGCCCCACUCCAUUUUGCUAGAGAUUGGUGGAGAACCUACUCCAACUCUUCUCUAGCAACAGAGGAUGGUGAAUAGGUUUAUUUCAAAAUAGAAAAUUAACCCUUUUACAGAGUCUUCAGUACAUCUCUCCACCUCCUGGAGCUGGAUUAAAUCCUUCUAAGAUGCAUAGCCCCAGUAUGGAAAGAAGGAAUGGAUCAAACCAAAGAAAGGGAGUUGUGGUAGGCAGACAACUUAUUUGCUCUUCCUGGAUAUAACUCCCGGGCAAAUGAGGAGGUGUUGUUUUGGCCUUCCACCAAAUGACACCUGUCUGUGGAAUAGGUCAGUCAACAGCAAAGCCAGCAUCCUUGGUUGGCCUUUUUACAGAAAAUUGCACAUACAUUGACAUGGUUAAGCUUUUAGCAUUCCUGAUGCCUAAACAUUAAAGGAAUCUCAUUAACAUUAAAACUACAUUUGACUGAACAUGCUUUUCAUGUACUACAGUUACAAGUAACAUCUAAGAUUACUUCUUUAUAAUUAUGACAAAGGCUAGAGAAAGUAUUAUUUCAGCUCUGUCUUUUCUGUUUGUUUUUUGUGUGCGUUUGACAACACUUUAGUCACUUCACUCUUAUGUAGAUAGCUAGUUUUUCUGUCUAGUCUUAUGCAGUGAUAUAUUGACAUCACCUACUAGCCAGAGGCAGAGCAUUUACCACACCUCUGGAAAUAAUUUUGGCUGAAGGUGGCCAAAUUUAAGGUCCAAUCACGGCUCUGAGUUGGGGCCAGUGAGGAUCUCUCUCCACCUCAGUGGAAGCUCCAGGAGGGAUUCCCUUUAAUCUUGUGCCCACCUUCUCUUUAAGCAACCAUGUGGGGGCACAAUCUAGACUAUAAAAAGUUAGUUAAACUAUUCAUAGUUUAAGGAUUUAUUAAGUGUUUGUAUAACAUUUAAUAAAUAGCCUUUUCUAAAUUACAGUAGUUUACUUUUUUCUUGGGCAUAUUUUAUUUUCACAUAUUUCAAAAAUAUCAAGAGAAAAAACUUUUUAAACUCAGUCUCCACGGUUUCCUUUUCAAGAGUGUCUCCUGCCUUAGCUGUGUCAAUUACAAAGAGAAAUGAAAGACACAGCAUUUUGGUUGAAGGCAGUUUGCAGCAAAGACUUCACAAUCCCCAGGGGCUUCCAAUGAUUUUACAUUGAUUUUUAAAUCAGUUGAAAACACCGCCAAUAAAUUUUUUUCUCCAAUGUUUUUCCUCCCUUUUAUAGAUUAUUAUUAUUAUUCACACAGCAUAGGCAUGACUGGUCUCUGCUUCAAAGAGUUUACAAUCAAAACUGAAGAUGCAGACAAAAAUGGGAGUAAGGAAGUAACAAAAGAAAAUUAAUUCUUCCCAACAAUAUUCCCACUGAACUGUUCUCUAUCUUAUCAUUUUUAAUCUCUUAUUAUAUGUGGAGAUUGUAGGGAUGCUUCAAGGCAAGGCUGCCUAACACUUUCUAUUAUAAGACCUUUUUUUCAGUUGCUUAUAACUUCGCCAAACUUUAGGCUGAAAUUUCUCAUACUGCAUGUCUGCCUCAGGUUGAUUCUUUUUGGAUCUUUACAGCAAAAAUAGUUCAGCCAUUUCUCAGAACAAGAUUAGGGACAUAUAGGUUGUUUUCCCCUCAUUAAAAACAUUCUUACAACUGUUUCAGUGUGAAGCUUCAGUACCUCCAUGGUUUAGAGCAGGGACAUGAAAUUUGCUGAAGGGGGAAGUGUUGCCCGCAUGUCAGGGAAGUGCAUUUUUUUGUACCCAUAAAACAAAUUUGGCAUAAUUAUAGGUCUCAGAAAAACCAGAAUUCACACAUGCUCAGUAGAGAAUUGUUAGACUUCGGCAACUAAAUUCUCUAAAGAUUCCAUCUGUUCCGAGUAUGCUGCAGCCUGGGGCAGCAGGGGCUGAAAAGAACUUUUCUGUAAUUGUGCCUCAUGGCUGCCAGGGUCCACUGUGGCACCAGACACAGGAACAGAAACCCAGGGAAAUGCUCUCACCUGUACUCGCAAUGUUCCUGCAUUAUUGCUUCCUCAUCUACUGAUUCCUAGAAUAUCAGGUUCAUGGGUAGUGUUAGUCUAUAGAGUUCAGAGUAGCAGCCGUGUUAGUCUGUAUCCGCAAAAAGAACAGGAGUACUUGUGGCAC